This is a messenger RNA of Staurois parvus, 340 nucleotides long. The record is from the annotation of a GenBank genome assembly. NCBI's taxonomy places the organism in Eukaryota, Metazoa, Chordata, Amphibia, Anura, Ranidae.
AGGGCACAGGUGGGUGGCAUUGGUGGGGACAGGUGGGUGGCACUGCUGGGCACAGGUAGGUGGCACUUCUGGGCACAGGUGUGUAGCACUGCUGGGUGGCACAGGUGGGUGCACUGCUGGACACAGGAGGGUGCACUGAUGGGCACAGGAGGGUGCACUGGUGGGCACAGGUGGGCGGAACUGGUGGGUGGCACUGCUGGGCACUGAUCAUCAGGGCACUGAUCAUCAGUGCCCUGAUGAUCGGUGCCGAUCCCUGCUCUGACAACUGACGGUUCUCGUCAGUACUUUCCUCACACUCUGACAGCGUGAGGAAAGUGCAGCCGAGAACCGGCAAUUGCAU